Molecule: messenger RNA, 318 nt
Organism: Podarcis lilfordi (Lilford's wall lizard)
Lineage: Eukaryota; Metazoa; Chordata; Lepidosauria; Squamata; Lacertidae
Source: the annotation of a GenBank genome assembly
AUGUUCUAUGUGUGCACACUGAAACUGUGUGGAGCCUUGGAUCAUACACAUAGCAUGGGUAUAGUUCAGAAAAACUUAAGUCAAUUUUUGGCUCAAAGUGAAACUGACUUAUUUCAGCCUUUUAAAAUUGUACUGCAUGGGUUUGAGUACAAUGGUUUCAUGGUUUUAAAUAUAAAUAUCCUUAUUGUAUUUUUGCUGUUUUGUCAUUGUAAAGCAAAUGUUAAAAGUUUUUAUACUAUUGGAUUCAGAGCAAUACUUGAAGUUGUCAUCAGUUCACUUACAGAUGAUGUGCCUGAAUUGCAACUUUAUCAAUCUUAA